CUGCGGUCGUACGUUGUAAUCCGAUAGCAGGGCGAAGGGGCCUCAACAGAUCAAGAUGAAUGGAGUUUGUGAAGGAUGCUAAUGUGUCCUCAGUGCGUCUGUCCCCCUGAGCAGCAGCAUCCACCUCACCCUCCCUCCCUGCGCUCCUCCGAGCACUUGAGGUUGAGGAUGAAGACGCAGAACAUCAGGACCAUCUGUCUCAUCCUGUCCAUCGUUUUCUAUUUGCUUAUAGGAGCCGCAGUCUUCGACGCACUGGAGUCGGAGAGCGAGAGUUCAAAGAAAAAGGCGCUGGAGCAGAAGCUGAACGAGCUGAAGAAAAAGUACGGCUUCAGCGAGGACGACUACCGGGAGAUGGAGAGAGUGGUCCUUCAGUCGGCGCCGCACCGCGCAGGGCGGCAGUGGAAGUUCGCCGGUUCUUUUUAUUUUGCCAUCACUGUUAUCACCACAAUUGGUUAUGGCCAUGCUGCUCCACGCACAGACGCUGGCAAAACCUUCUGUAUGUUUUAUGCUGUCUUGGGAAUUCCUCUGACAUUGGUCAUGUUCCAGAGCCUGGGCGAGAGGAUCAACACUUUUGUUCGCUACCUCCUGCGCAGAGCCAAGCAAGUCCUGGGCUUACGGACGACGGAGGUGUCCAUGGGGAACAUGGUCCUGGUGGGUCUGCUGUCAUGCAUGAGCACCCUGUGUAUCGGAGCUGCAGCCUUCUCCCAUUUUGAGGACUGGACCUUCUUCAAUGCUUAUUACUACUGCUUCAUCACACUCACCACCAUUGGAUUUGGGGAUUUUGUGGCCCUGCAGAAGAAAGAUGCUCUCCAGCAGCGACCUCCCUAUGUGGCAUUUAGCUUCAUGUACAUUUUGGUUGGGCUCACAGUCGUUGGGGCUUUUCUUAACCUGGUGGUCCUGAGGUUUCUCGCUGUAAGCACAGAGGAGCAGGAAAGGCAGCCUAAGGACACGGAGGGGGACAGGGAAGUGUUGGAGACUAAAGCAGAAGCUGCUGAUGCUGGAUAUAAGGAGUGCGAAGACGGACACAGCAGCCUGUGCAACCUGAGCCUUCCCAUGGAGGAGGGCUCCAGCUCUAUGAAUCUCCUCCCGUCUCAUGUUGAGGACCCCAGACAUGUUUUAUCUGAGCACUGCAAGUUCUCUGAACCUAGCAGACUCACGGUCCUGUUCUCCUGCCUCUGCUGCGGCCAGGACAUUUACGACAGCCCUUCUCCACCUCAUCUUGAUGAGGCAGGAGGCCACAGCAACCCCGUCUUUUACUUGAACUCCAUCUCCUACAGAGUGGACCAGGCCUCGUGCAGUUCCUGCACCAUUUCGUCACAGGCCUCCCCCAGCAGCGCAGCUCUCUGUCUGGGCAAGAACAAUUCUCACAACAGGAGGAAGUCUUUAUAGCUCUCUGAACUUUUAACUCACAUCUGAGUGGCCUUUGUUUUGGAAUUUUUGACCACAAAAAUCCUCUAAUUCUGCUGAAUGGCACAAAUAAGGAAGUUUUUCCUGGCCA
Messenger RNA from Scatophagus argus, 1498 nucleotides. RefSeq names its product potassium channel subfamily K member 15-like. The record is from RefSeq and is a predicted model, not a curated record. Bases 76 to 1389 code for a protein of 437 amino acids. Gene Ontology annotation, molecular function: potassium ion leak channel activity. The transcript has 2 exons. Gene Ontology annotation, cellular component: membrane. Lineage: Eukaryota; Metazoa; Chordata; Actinopteri; Scatophagidae. Gene Ontology annotation, biological process: stabilization of membrane potential; potassium ion transmembrane transport.